Podospora pseudocomata is the source of this 1827-nucleotide messenger RNA. RefSeq names its product mitochondrial 2-methylisocitrate lyase (gene ICL2). Gene Ontology annotation, molecular function: methylisocitrate lyase activity; isocitrate lyase activity. Gene Ontology annotation, cellular component: mitochondrial matrix. Bases 1 to 1827 code for a protein of 608 amino acids. The transcript has a single exon. The record is from RefSeq and is a predicted model, not a curated record. NCBI's taxonomy places the organism in Eukaryota, Fungi, Ascomycota, Sordariomycetes, Sordariales, Podosporaceae.
AUGCUGCGCACCAUUCUCCCCAGCGUCCCCCGGCGGACCCUGACUGCACGGCUAACCUCCGCCUUGUCUUCCGGAUCAGCUAGGGCGCACGCCGUUCGCUCCCUAUCUACAACUGCGGUCACCAGAAUGUCUUCUCUCCCACCAGCAAACCCACCACUGACCACGACGUCAGCUUUUGAGGCCUACCAGCUCUUGCCCGAGGCGCAAAAGGCCGGAGCGGCCGAAGAUGCCUUAUUCGAAGCUCAAGUCAAGGAGGUUGAAGCCUGGUGGGCUUCUUCCCGUUUUGAGGGCAUCAAGCGCGACUGGACAGCCGCCGAUGUCGUGAGCAAGCGCGGCUCCCUCCAGCAAAACUACCCCAGCUCCGUCAUGGCGCGCAAGCUAUGGAACCUCGUCCGUGAGCGCGAAGCUGCUGGCAAGCCCAUCCACACACUGGGCGCCAUCGACCCUAUCCAGAUGACACAACAAGCGCCGCAUCAGGAGGUCCUCUACAUCUCUGGCUGGGCCUGCUCCUCGCUCUUGACGACCACCAACGAGGUUUCCCCUGACUUUGGCGACUACCCUUACAACACGGUUCCCAACCAGGUCCAGCGCCUGUUCAAGGCGCAAAGCAUGCACGACCGCAAGCACUGGUUCCUGCGCUCCAAGAUGAGCCCCGAGGAGCGCGCAAAGACCCCUUACACCGACUACCUCCGCCCCAUUAUUGCCGAUGGCGAUACCGGUCACGGUGGUUUGACCGCCGUCAUGAAGCUGGCCAAGCUCUUUGCUGAGAACGGCGCGGCGGCGGUGCACUUUGAGGACCAGAUGCACGGCGGUAAGAAGUGCGGGCAUUUGGCUGGCAAGGUUCUCGUCCCAACGAGCGAGCACAUCAACCGCCUCAAGGCUGCCCGGUUCCAGUGGGAUGUCAUGGGAACUGAAAACUUGGUGAUCGCCCGUACCGACUCGGAGAGCGGCAAGCUUAUUUCGUCAUCUAUUGAUGUCCGUGAUCACGAGUUCAUCCUCGGUGUUGCGGACCCCUCUGUUGGGUCUCUUGCCGAAACGCUGGCUUCGAUGGAAGCAAAGGGUGCCUCUGGUUCAGAGAUUGACGCCUUUGAGGCCCAGUGGGUCAAGUCAACCAAGCUGGUCACCUUUGACGAGGCUGCCGUUGCCCACUUUGAGAAGCAUGGCGUGCCCCAGGAGAAAAUUGCAGGGUACCAGUCUGCCGUCAAGGCUGACAGGGACAUGGGCAUUUCUGAGCGCCGCAAGCUUGCCUCGUCGAUUACCACUGAUGCCCCUGUGUACUGGGACUGGGAUGUCCCCCGCACCCGUGAGGGCUUCUACCACUUCCGCAACGGCAUGAACGCUGCUACCAAGCGUGCGUUGGCUUUUGGUCCCUAUGCCGACCUUCUCUGGGUUGAGACUGGUGACCCGAAUGUGCAGGUGGCUAAGGAUCUUGGUCAGGCUGUCAGGUCGGUCUACCCUGGCAAGGGGCUGGUGUAUAACCUCAGCCCCUCGUUCAACUGGAUGGCGCAUGGGUUUACCCCCGAGACGCUCAGAAGCUUCAUCUGGGAUAUUGCCAAGGAGGGGUUUGUCCUUCAGCUUGUCAGCUUGGCUGGUCUGCACAGCACCGCGACAAUCAGCAAUGAGCUGGCCAAGAAGUUCAAGGAGGAUGGCAUGGCUGCUUAUGUGGAGCUUGUUCAGAGAAGGGAGAAGGAGUUGGGUGUUGAUGUUUUGACACACCAAAAAUGGAGCGGUGCUAGCUACGUUGAUGCUGUGUUGGGCCAUAUUCAGAGUGGCAGCUCAGGGAGUAAGAGUAUGGGUGAGGGGAAUACGGAGGGGCAGUUUGAGUAG